Equus caballus (horse) is the source of this 3967-nucleotide messenger RNA. It is a transcript of the gene ZNF365, whose product is annotated as zinc finger protein 365. The record is from RefSeq and is a predicted model, not a curated record. Lineage: Eukaryota; Metazoa; Chordata; Mammalia; Perissodactyla; Equidae. Gene Ontology annotation, biological process: regulation of DNA strand resection involved in replication fork processing; regulation of neuron projection development; telomere maintenance.
GGCCGCCGCUCGGCCCGGCGCCGGGGCGCGCGGGGGUGGGAGCGGGCCGCCUCAGCCUGAUUUACGGCUCUGCUGAAAACCGCUUCGCUCCCGCAGCAGCAGCACCGGCCGCGGCGGCAGCAGCAGCAGCUGCAGCUGCAGCAACAAGUCGGGACUUUUAGAGUAAUGCAACAGCAGGCUUUUGAGGCAAGCGGAUACCCCUGGCAGGAGUCCUUUGAGAAUGUUGCUGUGUGCCUGCCAUUCCGCUGCCCGAGGUGUGGAGACCAUACCAGAUUUAGAAGCCUGUCGUCGUUGAGGGCCCAUCUGGAAUUCAGUCACAGCUACCAGGAAAGAACCCUCUUGACAAAAUGCAGCCUCCUUCCAUCCCUCAAAGACACAGACCUAGUCACCUCCUCAGAACCCCUGAAACAGGCAAAAUUGCAGAGCUGUGGCAACGUGGUGAAGCAGAAGCCGAGCUAUGUUAACUUGUAUAGCAUUUCACACGAACACUCCAAGGACAGGAAGCCAUUCGAGGUGGUGGCAGAGAGACCUGUGUCCUACGUGCAGACCUACACUGCAGUGGACCUCCGUGCAGACUCGCUGGAUGGGUCCCGGUCGAGUCCCGGCCUUCCCACCCCAGACACCAAAGCUUCUUUCGAGGCACAUGUCAGAGAAAAGUUCAAUCGGAUGGUGGAAGCCGUGGACAGGACCAUCGAGAAGAGAAUUGAUAAACUCACCAAAGAGUUGGCUCAGAAAACUGCUGAACUGUUGGAAGUUCGGGCAGCUUUUGUUCAGCUGACUCAGAAAAAGCAGGAAGUUCAGAGACGAGAGCGGGCCCUGAAUAGACAGGUGGACGUGGCCGUGGAGAUGAUUGCGGCGCUGAGGCAGCGCCUGACGGAGUCCGAGGAGGAGCUUCUCAGGAAAGAGGAAGAAGUUGUUACAUUCAACCAUUUCCUCGAAGCAGCAGCUGAGAAGGAGGUUCAAGGGAAAGCUCGGCUCCAGGACUUUAUCGAGAAUCUCUUACAACGGGUAGAACUGGCGGAAAAGCAGUUAGAAUACUAUCAAAGCCAGCAGGCCGCUGGCCUCGGCCGAGACGUCAGUGAGCAUGUGCUUACAGAUAUCUCCUCAAAUAGGAAACCCAAAUGCCUCAGCCGAGGGCACCCACAUUCUGUGUGUAACCACCCUGAUCUCAAGACCCAUUUUCAUCCAAAGGGAAGGAGCUACCUGAAAAAAGCCAAGGAUGACAGAGCCAGCACGCAGCCUUCGAAGGCCGUUCACGAACAGGCUGAGUCCCCAAGAGAGCUCUGCAGACCACUGAAGAAAGGGGAGCUGGGGCUUAGCCGCAAGGGCAACAUCAGGCCCAAAAUGGCUAAAAAAAAGCCAACAGCAAUUGUGAACAUCAUCUAAAAGGGUGGGUGGCUCUGGACCACUGUUGCUGGGCUUUGGGGGUGUUGUUCUAGGAACCAACAAUAAUGUCCUUUUGGAUACAUCCCAUAGUAGGACACUCUGGGAAAGCAAAGGGUACUACACAUUUAUUUCGUGUCCAUACAAGCACCUGGAUUAACCAGAAUUUAAAAACAGGAAUCUCGGUGAACCAGAAUUUUUUUACAAGCCCCUUUUUAGAAGCAAGAGGCAAAUUACAGAAAGAAUGUAAAAAGAUGAAGUCAGUUGUAUCUCAAAGUUUUAGUAAAACAAAGCUCCAUCUUCUACAGUACUGAGCCCAGUCUCCAGUACUUGCUGCAUCGAGGAUUCUAUGCCGUGGUCCUUCAUUCUCAGACCCACGGCCACACAGCAUGUCAGGUUGGAAAAACUUUCCUCUGUGCCCACUGGUCUCUGAAUUGCAAGGCAAAGAAUAGGAAUGUAAAGUUCUGUUAAUAGCAGUGGAAGAAAAAUAUUUGUGUUUGUUUUUAACCUUCCCCUCAAUUAGUUUGGAAGCCUCCAAAAUAAGGAAUCCUGUUUCCUUGAGUGUUCUGGUUAAUCAAGAUUUCAAUGUUUGGGUUGCUUCAGGGACUCAUUCAGUCAGAGUUCAGUUCUCAUUUUAAUGGACUGUUUUCCAGUUUGUUUGUUUGUUUUGGGCUUUUUGUUUCCCUGGAUGCAUGUUUAUUCCGAUUUUGGUCCACUCUGCUCUCUUCUUCGGCUGAGUCCUCUGCACCCUAAGACCGUGCUGCCGGCCUCUAUUUAAUAGCUGCUGCUUGUGCUGUGCUGGGGGAGAACAGUGCAGCCCUUCCAUCAGCGCCGUCACCAGGGCAGGGUCUGGAUGGUUGGAUGCCAGCGGAUUGCUUCCCUGCUCCUCGUAGCUGUAGGCAUGACUUUCUCCUUGCUGGCCUAGCUUUUCCACCUCCUGCUGCUUCUGUGCCCUUUCAUGACUAAAGUAUACUUUCUGACCUUUCAACCAAGUAUCUGAAGUGUUCGUUGUACACCACUUUCUAAAGUAAUUUCUGAAAUAAACACUGCAUGUGGGAUCCAGAAUCUGACACCAUCCUCCCCUUCCUCCCUAAAGUGGCCUUUGUUAAGAACCUCCUGCUUUACGAGUUUUCUUCAAGAAUGAAUUUCCAUGUUCCUUCUUUUUUAAUUUAGCAAUAUCAUCAGGUCUCCUGCAGAGUUUACAAAGUGCUGACAUCCUUCUGGAAAUAAGAAUAAUUAUGUCCACAAAUAGAUACAUAUAUACAUACACAUAACACAUACAAAAUAUGUAUGUCAACUAUAUUAAUUUAUUUUUAAAUACUCAUGGAAAAGGUAUGUGUUUGUGGUGGAUGAUUUUUUAACUAUAUAUGUUCAUGUAGAUUAAAUUCUCUUCUUUUAAAAAUUAAAACUGUAACCUAAUUAACAUUAGUAGAAUUAUGGUUGUUAUUGCAAUAUGCAUCAGAUUAGCAGUGCGUUAAAAAUAGGUAAUAAAGCAAUUACUUAAAAUACCAGUAAAUUGAAAAGUGUAACUUAAUCAUUGUAUAAACAUUUUGAACCUCUUAUAGUGAAAAUGUUGAUUUUUGAAUCUUCUCUUUGACUUUUGGCUCAUGGAGAUGGGCCAUUCAUGUGGUAUAUAGGCAACUGUCAAGUGGGAGAAAACAUUGCUGUGAAUAUCAUGUUUUUAGGCUAACAUUGUAAAAAUUAUAAUGUUACAAUUAUUGUUUAUUUGGAGAAUUAACCUCCUCCCAGGUUAUUUCUUAUUGAUGUUUAUACUAUGAUUGCACUUUAGCCUUUUGCAUACUAAAAAAUUGACUGGUUAGUUGUAUUGCAUGUUCUUUGUCCUGUAAUGUAUGUAUGCAAUAACGACAACUUGUUUUUAAACUUGUUUGUGUAGCCAGAUUUUUUUUUCCAUUUUAUUUAAUGUAACCUACGUUUUCCAUUUUCAUUUAAUAUGCCUAGAAGGCAUGACAGCUCUCCUUGGCAGUGGUACCCAGUAAUCUUCAGAAAGCACCACAAUGUCAUAUCUACUCUAUGUACAUUACACAAGACAAAUAAUUUUAAGAUUUAUUAUAUUAAAAAACAAUUUUUAAGUUCCAACUAAAUUCUGACCCUCAUACAAGGAAAUGCAUUAUGUAAGUUGUACUUCCCGUAAAUUUCCUCCUGAAACACGGGAGCUGGCUCACUCUGAAGGAUAUCCCACUUACAUGCUAUGACUUGAGCCAUGUGCCAUGUCCCACUUGGGUCUUAUUUUUAAAUAUUUUCUUUGUCCACAUGGGCAGUCAACCUUAGAGUUGCUUUUUUGAAGAAAUGACCAAAGUUUCUGGGAAAACGUGUUCAAGGUUAAACUGAGGAAUGGAUCUAAUUUUAUUUGUUUUGUAAGGAAGAAAUCUUUAUUUGAACUAUUUUUCUUUUUUCCCAGACUAAUUUACAGAUUCUUAACUGCAGAGUUCAGAUUGCCUAGACACUUUUCCAGUAUUCUACAGGGUCAAUCAGUUGUUGGAAGUUGGAAUAUUCUGUUCCCAGAAUUAAAAAAAAGUUUUUAGAUUAUGAAAUAUUAUAAUAAUAAAGCUAUAUUUCUGACUAA